UCGGGUGUGAGUUGUCGCAAGGUUGAGGAUGACUAACUACUUCACAUAUUCUGCUGUGCUUCCUCGAGCAGGAGAUAACAGGUGGAACUAGAGAGAGGGGGUAGAAUUUGAGAAUAACCAGCUUUUUCUUACCUAUUCCACAGCAUCCCCCCAAAACACGUGUGUGUGUACAGGCACACACAUACCCCGAGUGAUUAAAUAUGUGCGUGCACACACAUAUACCUGAGUAAUUAAGCAUGUGUGCAAACACACACACACACCCUGAGUGGUUGGUAAGAGUUCUGAUAAUUACAAAUUAUUGAAGUGCUUUCUUUGCCUUCUUGGGGGAAAGACAGGAGGUGGGGAUUACAUCCAAAUUUGGCAUGCCUCCUGGAUAUGUCUUUAUGGUGAAUAUUAUCCAUCAUGUGUGUGGAAGUUGAAAAUCAAUGAUGUUGGAACAUCCCACUCCCCACCUCCUGUUUCCAAACAUUUCCACCUUCCACGAUCCAGCUCAAGGCUCAUCCCUCAGUGAAGUCAUGUCUCACUUAUGUACACUGUCUCUACACUUACAGCCCUCAUGGACCAGGCAUGGUAAGCACAUGACAACUUCUCUGGGCAUUGGUUUCCUCAGUCAGUAACGAGAAUGCCGCCCAACCUGUCAUUGGGAACUGGGGCAAGUGAUCUCUAAAUUAUAAAAGUGCUACAAAACACUAGACGAUUAAACCCUUGCUUGACUAGAUUGUCUCUUGUUUGCCACUAUUCCCUUACAUUUGUCCUUCCUCCCGCCUGCCCUACCUGCCUCCUCUCUUCUAGUGCUCUGGGAAUGGAAACAGUGUCUGUAUCUUUCCCUUUGGGUAGCCCAGAAACUUAUCUAUAGAAACCCCUGCACAAUAUUUUGCAUGGACUAGAAAGACUUGAGGAAACUGAGCCUAGAGGAGUUAUCCAUCAGGGGUAACGUUUCCCACCGCCACCCUGGGACAUUUGGCAGUGUCUGGAGGCAUUUUUGAUUGUCAUGACUGUGUGUGUUUGGGGGAGAUGCUGCUGGCAUCUAGUGAGUCAAGGUCAUGGAUGCUGCUCAACAUUCUUCAAUGCACAGGACAGCCCUUUACAACAAAGAUCUAAGGGGCCCAAACACGAGGGCCAAGGUUGAGAAUCCCUGAUCUAGACAAAUAAUGAAAAUAUAGAGCAUUAGACUCCACAACAGCAGAGCUGGGCUUGAGACAGGCUGGGACCUGGGGUCCUUUGCAGCAGCGCUGCAGUUCUGCAGUGCUUGCACCUGGACACACCUCUCCUCAAGCAACAAAAUACAAAGAAACUGUAUGGGACUAAAAAUAACUGCAUGAUAAUUUGGGGCAAAUUCUGGACAAAAGAUACAAAGAGACCAAAAAAACCCAACUGCCAAUUUGGAAGAGCCCAGAGCAAAAACUGGGUGUGGGGAGCAAAAGCAGGGUACCGAGCAUGCCCCCUGCACCCAACACCACCUAAGGGGUGGGCAAACCACCUAAGCCACGCCUCCGACUUGACCCCUGGACACACCCCUACCCUCACCCCAUGUAAGGAAUAAGCUCGACCCCCUCAGGGAGCGAACAAUCAAGGGAAACUGUUGUUUGUUCUCACUCUCCUCUGCUGCAGCAGGGUCCCCAGAAAAGCCUUGCCUGAGUUUCUUGUCUUGCCUCUAGUCAAUUUCUAUCACUUGGGGAAGGCCAAGAGCUCUGGUCGGUAUCAGGCUGAGGCGGGGCUGAAGUUGGACAGGUCUGCACCAGAGCAGCUGGUUACACCAGCGGCUUCAGGGACACAUAUACCUUCACGUUUGUGAAAUGUUUCAGGGUUUCAAAGAGCUUUCACAUGUUAUCAUCUCUGACCUUUCAUAAGAGUCCUGAGAGGUCCUCCUCUUCUCAUUUCCAUGCCUUACUAGUCAACUGGCAGCAGAAGAAACUGGGCGAACAAGCAAGUCAUUUUCUGAAGGUCUCAGAGACAGCUAGUGAUUAAGCCAGGGACCCACCAUCACCUGGCCCACCCAGGUGCUCUUCCUCUGCUCCCUGCUUUUUGUUAAAGCAGAAGUGGCCAAGGGUGAGACAUCAGGAAGCUAGACUACUCGGUAAUUGGGAAUCAGAGAGCCACCUGAGCUAGAGAGGGCAUGGGCCCCUCUGCUCUGGCAGUAGACAUUGAUCGGCUUCCCAAAACUGCAGAGGAGACUCAAGCCCCAUACAUAUGCUCUAGUAGUCCUUAUGGCCCUAUGUAGGAGCUUCACGCCCCAUUUGAAAACCUUUAAGAACCAGCAGAGGGAAAUGGAACAGAAGUGUUUCCUAAAGAAAAUGUUUCCUAAAGCCAGUAGAGGGCACUCACAUCAGGUGAUCUGCAGGUGGCUCAACUGAGAGCUGGAAGAAGCUUUAGACCGUGCUUCUUAAACGUUAAUGUGCAUGUGUACAAGGGGUUAAAAGGCAGAUUCUGAGGCUAUAGGUCUGGAGCAGGACCUGAGCUUCUACAUGGCUCACCAGCUCCUGGCGAAGCUGUUACUGAGCUAGUUUUGUUUGCCUGACCAGCGCUGAGACGCUGAGGUUUACAGCAGAGGAAGGGUUUAUUCACAAGGCAGCCAAGCGAGGAGACAGGAGAAUAGGUCUCAGGUUCUGCCUCAAAGGCAAGAGGCUUGGGAUAUUUGUGGGUGGAGAGUAUAGGGUGGUCGAAGGUCCAGGGGAAGGUGAUUGGAGGCAGGAAAAAGGCGAGGUAAUCGAUGAUCUGCACCAGCAUAUCUGAGUUACAUGCUUCUUCAUGGGACACAUGCUUAGAAAAUGGUGGCAGUAGCAUGAUCUGAGGGUGGAGCUUUUGGCCCUCUGACGUCAAAAAGUCACCCAUCAGACACCUGUGCAGGCCCAGCUGAAUGGUUGGUGGUCUCAACCGGUUUGAACUGGGUAAGACUAGCUCCAUGUUCCUUAAAAACAACUUAAGCAAACAUUACUCUCAGAGGUGUUUUCUAUAAGGGGCUGUUAAAGGAGUCUUGAUAUAUAUUGUCCAAGCUACAUGAAGUUUGGAGGGUAUGCAAUUUGCAAAACAAAUUAAGCUUGGUCAGUGAAGGCAGUUUACAGGAUAUUAUUUACUAAGCACAUUAUAGUCUAAGGGAAUCUAACUGAUGACUGCCCUCGGUUUCAAAGCCUUCCACUGAUCACACCCUGAGUAGCAAGGUAAUAGAUGCUCUCUCCAGUCCUUUCCUUCUACAGCUGGUACACCUGAGGCCCAGAGAAGAAGUGGACACUGUAAGUCUGCAGUGCCGGGGAUAGAACCUAUGUCUCCUGCAUCCAAUUCUUGCUUUAUGACAUCUUCCCUGCUCCUGUGACCCUGGAACAGAAUUAAGGCAGGAGGAUUCAUCUCUAAGUAAGGGUGAGAAUGUCUUCAGAGAGCAUGAUCUACAUGAAACCUAUUAUUUGAUGUUUGUUGAGGCCUGCACUGGUUCUAUUAGAGGGGAUCCUGAUAGAUGUGACAUCUGGGGAAAUACUCCUUUACAUUAUGCAGCCUCCAAUGGUCAUGCCCACUGUGUCUCAUUUCUGAUCAACUUUGGUGCCAACAUCUUUGCCCUAGACAACGAUUUACGGUCUCCACUGGAUGCUGCUGCCAGCAGAGAGCAGAAUGAAUGUGUUGGUCUCUUGGAUAAGGCUGCCACUGCCCAGAACAUCAUGAACCCCAAGAAGGUCACCAGGCUGAAGGAGCAGGCUCAGAAGAAUGCCAGGAGGCAGAUCAAAGAGUGUGAGAGGCUCCAGGAGAAGCACCAAAAUAAGAUGGCCCGCACCUACAACAAGGAGGAAUCUGGGACUCUUUCUUCUUCCAAGGGCACUUUCUCCAGGUCACCCCUUUCAAAUGUUUCUGCUUCCAACACAUUUGGGUCACUGUCUAAGGGCAUUAAAGACACCUUUAAAAUAAAGUUCAAGAAGAACAAAGAUACAGCAGAGCCGUUAGGGAAGGAGAGAACAAGUGGGCAGAAGAACGUGAUGGAAGUGUUCAGAGAGGAGGAGGAGGAGGAGGAGGAGGAAGGUCACUUCUCAGGGGACUUCAAAGAGAAGCUCCAGUUCUCAGCAAAGGCAGACAGCUGUGUGCAACACGAAUCCAUUCUCAACCGUCCAGGUCUAGGAAAUGUUGUUUUUAGAAGGAACAGAAUAUUGAGCCCUGAAGACAUCUCAGACAGCAAGAGGGAGUUGGGGUUUAAAAUGCCCAGUGAAUUGCUUCAGAGACAAGGAGGAGCUGAGGCUGAUGAAGAGGGAGCGGAAAACAACCAUGAAGACGAUCUGCCUUGGGAUGAGGACGAAGUGGAAUGGGAGGAAGAUGUGGGUGAUGCUACUCCCUUGGAAGUGUUCUUGCAGUCCCACUACCUGGAAGAAUUCCUUCCUAUUUUCAUGAGAGAGCAGAUUGAUCUGGAAGCUCUGCUGCUUUGCUCUGAUGAGGACCUUCAGAGCAUACAAAUGCAGCUGGGUCCCAGGAAGAAAGUCCUUAAUGCCAUAAACAGAAGGAAGCAGGUGCUACAACAGCCUGGGCAGUUGGUCGACACCAGACUUUGAUGGAGUGUUGGGUCAACUGGGUGAGUCUGCAGCAGUGGGGUGAUGCUGUGGCCCACUGGAAACAUUUCAGGCAUUACCCACUCUCUACCCAAUACCAGAAUACUGGGUUUCUAGGGUUUUGGAGGUGUCCAUCUAAGAGGCCCAAAUUCUACUCUGAGAAAUACUCUAUACCUGUCCACAUAAACCGCUCAUGAGAAACUCAAGGAGACCUGGGAAUAAGAAAAUGACAUUUCUCUUCAAUUAUCUUUUUGAUAUUUUUGAAUACAGAAAGGAUUAAAUGGAUGACAGAGAAGGGAAAAAACUUUCCUCACUUUCCUAACUCUGGACUUAAAAUUAUAAUCUCUCAUCACAUUAGCUGCUGCUUAAUUUCUGAUCCUCAUAGCUGGGGAUUCUAACUCCAGUUCUGUCCUUAGCUCUAUGACUUUACCUGUUGGCGGAGACUAAAGUUCCUCCAUUGGCCUGUGGCGUGAUGCCCAACUUAAAUGUGUCUAACCUUUCAACAGAUGUUUACAUGUUUACAAGUAAUAGAAAUGGGUCUAUAGUACUCCUGCCUGGGAACAGAGAGAAGAUGGCAGGUAGAGAGAGAGAAGAAAGAAACAGAAUGUAUGUUACCUGUAUGGACUAAAUUUUGUCCCUCCAAAAUUCUUAUGUUGAAACCGUAAUCCCUAAUGUGACUGUAUGUGAAUAUAAGACCUUUAUUAAAGAGCUCAUUAAGAUUAAAUGAGGUCAUAAAGGUG
This is a messenger RNA of Physeter macrocephalus (sperm whale), 5260 nucleotides long. RefSeq names its product ankyrin repeat and sterile alpha motif domain containing 4B (gene ANKS4B). Gene Ontology annotation, biological process: brush border assembly. Gene Ontology annotation, molecular function: protein binding. The transcript is spliced from 3 exons. The record is from RefSeq and is a predicted model, not a curated record. Bases 3402 to 4523 code for a protein of 373 amino acids. NCBI's taxonomy places the organism in Eukaryota, Metazoa, Chordata, Mammalia, Artiodactyla, Physeteridae.